ACUAAUACUUUAAUCUCAAUGAACUUGGCUUAUACCUUAGGCAUACAAAGAGAUUCGACAGAUAUAAUAUGCUCGGCAUGGCCUUUUUCUCUCACAGAUCUAUUUCUCUCAAUAACGUAAUCGUCUUCCUCAACGAAAAAUGGCAUGGCCUUUCUCUGAUUUAACCGAAGAAAUCUGCACUUCUGACGCAAGGAGCUUCUAUGUGUGGCUGCUUCAAAUCUUCUCUCUCUUGGCCAUCAUCGCAUUUUGCAUAUGGCUAAGUCUACGUCCCAGUAACCCUUCCUUCGCGGUGGUGGACCUCUCCGUUCCGAACUCGAACAACAUCCAGAACGGCUCGACUCUGUUGACCUACGAGCUCGAGAUUCAGAAUCAGAACAAGGACUCCGGAGUCUACUACGACGACAUCCUCAUGACCUUCUUUUUCGAGCAAGAUGCGGUUGCCGACGAUGUGAUAUCCUCGUUCUACCAAGGGAAGGACAAGACUCUUCGCGUGAGACGUGACGUGAGGGCGAAGGAUAUGCGGGUCUGGAGUGGCGUUGCUCGUGCCAUGGCGAAUGCAACGGCCAAGUUGAAGGUGAGUCUAGCAACUCGGGUUCGAUAUAAAACGUGGGGUAAGAAGAGCAAACAUCAUGGGAUGAGCUUAGAAGGUGUUGUGCCUGUUGGUCCUGAUGGGAAAAUUUCAGGCAAGAAGAAGAAGAAGAAGAUUAAGCUACAUCAUGUUUCCGGCAAGAGGAAAGCGUUCAAGAAGCAUAAAUUUAAAGUUUGAUCACCGGGGAAUUAUCUCUAUGUGUCUAUAAAUUGUCCAGUUAUUGCAGAAUGCAAAAUGUGCCCCUAAUUUUAUUGUUUCUAAUGUUCUGCUCCAUUUUCUUCCCCCUUUUGUCUGCAGAAUUUGAAGGCAAAAAAUUAAAUA
Molecule: messenger RNA, 910 nt
Organism: Rhodamnia argentea
Lineage: Eukaryota; Viridiplantae; Streptophyta; Magnoliopsida; Myrtales; Myrtaceae
Product: protein NDR1-like
Exons: 1
Coding region: 140-766 (208 amino acids)
Biological process (GO): defense response to other organism
Source: RefSeq, a predicted model, not a curated record